Helianthus annuus (common sunflower) is the source of this 1962-nucleotide messenger RNA. Its product is annotated as protein NRT1/ PTR FAMILY 4.5-like. The transcript is spliced from 6 exons. Gene Ontology annotation, biological process: transmembrane transport. The record is from RefSeq and is a predicted model, not a curated record. Gene Ontology annotation, cellular component: membrane. The coding region runs from base 61 to 1806 and encodes 581 amino acids. NCBI's taxonomy places the organism in Eukaryota, Viridiplantae, Streptophyta, Magnoliopsida, Asterales, Asteraceae. Gene Ontology annotation, molecular function: transmembrane transporter activity.
GUAACACAUAUUCACCACCAAGUUUGAAGUUCCUGCAACAGAAAAGAUCUCUCCAUAAAAAUGGGGAUGAGCGGAAAUGUCAAAACACAACCUAAACACCAGACAAGGCUGGGUGGGACGAGAGCGGCUAUGUUUGUAUAUGUUAUGGUAGGGCUUGAAAAUAUGGCAUUCCUUUCGAUGUCUGUCAGCUUGGUGACUUACUUCUUCGGUUAUAUGAAUUUUAGUUUGACCAAGUCAGCCACGACACUUACAAACUUCUUGGGCACUGCAUAUCUACUACCACUAUUUGGAGGGUAUAUUUCUGACACCUAUUUGUCGAGAUUCAAGACUUGCAUCCUAUUCGCUUCUUUUGAAGUUGUGGGUUAUGCACUCCUAGCAGUUCAAGCACGCUUCCAACAGUUAAGGCCGGUUCCGUGUAACGCUAGCCUAGGAAAUCAGUGUGAGCAAGCAGAAAGUGGGCAAGCGGCGAUACUGUUCACGGGUUUGUAUUUGGUUGCGUUUGGGACAAGUGGAAUUAAAGCAGCCCUGCCUUCACUAGGAGCAGACCAAUAUGAUGAAAGUGACCCGAAAGGGGUAAAAUCACUUGCAAGCUACUUUAACUGGCUUAUGUUUAGCGUCACAACCGGGGCUGCAUUUGGUGUCACGUUUUUAGUGUGGAUCAGCUCCAACCAAGGAUGGGAUUGGGGGUUCGGUGUGUGUUCUGUAGCUGUCUUGGUAUCGGCUCUUUUUCUACUUAUGGGGAAAUCCAUGUAUAGGAAUUACGUACCUAAAGGAAGCCCGAUCCUUAGAAUUCUACAGGUAUUUGUGGUGGCAAUAAAAAACCGAAAUAUACCAGUACCCGAGAUGACAGAGGAGUUGCAUGAGACAUAUGACAAAGAAUCUGGAGUAACAACUGAUAUUCUACAAAGAACAGAUAAACUCAGAUGUCUGGAUAGGGCAGCGGUUGUUAGGAGCGAACUUGAUGCAUCUGAACUGCGGUCAUCAGAAUCAUGGAAACUGUGUACAGUAACACAAGUUGAAGAAACUAAGAUAUUAAUCCGCAUGUUCCCGAUUAUACUAAGCACUAUAUUCAUGAACACAUGUUUGGCGCAACUACAAACGUUCACCAUUCAACAAAGUACAACCAUGGACAGGAACCUCCACGGUUUUACGGUUCCUGGUCCCUCAAUUCCCGUAAUUCCACUCGUGUUCAUGUCUAUUCUAAUCCCACUUUACGAUCGAAUAUUCGUGCCAGUCAUGAGAAGGUUCACCGGGAUUCCGACAGGAAUCACACACCUCCAAAGGAUCGGAGUCGGACUAGUUCUCUCCGCCAUCUCAAUGGCAGUAGCGGGAAUCGUGGAAACCCACCGGAAGUCAGUCGCUGUCGAGAAUAAUAUGGUUGAUUCCCCGGGACCACUGCCGUUAACGGUUUUCUGGCUAGGUUAUCAAUACGCUAUUUUUGGGUUGGCUGAUAUGUUUACGUUGGUAGGGCUGUUAGAGUUUUUCUACAAAGAGAGUUCAUCGGGAAUGAAGUCACUCGGCACCGCUAUCGCAUGGUGUUCAAUGGCUUUUGGAUACUACACGAGCUCGAUAGUGGUGGAGGUAGUUAAUAAAGUGAGUAACGGGUGGUUAGCUAGUAAUAACUUGAAUAGAGAUAAGUUAAAUUACUUUUAUUGGUUAUUAGCGGGUUUAAGUAUAGUGAAUUUAGGGGUUUAUUUGAUGUGUGCCUCUUGGUAUAAAUAUAAGAAGACGGGUAUGAAGCAAAUUGAUGGAGGUAACAAUGGUCAUGUCACAAGUGAAGGAAAGAUUCAUACGUCUAUUGCGUAGGUUAUUCAUAUGCUAGAUAUGUGUUCACAAGUGUGUGGGAAAACAUAAUGUAACCCUUUUCAUAAUAUCUAUAAUUCUGUAUUUUUUUUUCUAUGUAUCAUAAAAGCAUGUAAAAAAUAAAUUAUGAAGAUGAUGAAAUUUUAGUGAAGAUAUGAA